This is a messenger RNA of Acanthochromis polyacanthus (spiny chromis), 3288 nucleotides long. RefSeq names its product sideroflexin 5b (gene sfxn5b). Gene Ontology annotation, biological process: mitochondrial transmembrane transport; citrate transport; monoatomic ion transport. NCBI's taxonomy places the organism in Eukaryota, Metazoa, Chordata, Actinopteri, Pomacentridae. Gene Ontology annotation, molecular function: monoatomic ion transmembrane transporter activity; citrate transmembrane transporter activity. Gene Ontology annotation, cellular component: mitochondrial inner membrane. The record is from RefSeq and is a predicted model, not a curated record. The transcript is spliced from 14 exons. The coding region runs from base 367 to 1344 and encodes 325 amino acids.
UCCUCAACUCCAGAGAUGAUCAGCGCUCCAUGCAGACCAUCUUCUUCUUCUCCUCCUUUUUCCUCUCUCCGGUCUGCACCUCUCCUCACUGGGAUAAACUGGGUCGAUAUGACACCUAUGGGCGCAUCAGCUGCUAUCUCUCCCCAAGAUCAAUCCGAACAGUUAUGCAAUAGCGUUCACCUUAUCGAUUAUUUGGGAUGUGUAGUCAUGCGGUUCAACUUUGCCAGUGUUAACGCAAACCAGAGGACUACACCUCCCGGCAGGCGUAGCGGCACAGUGCUCCACUAGUUACACAUUGAGUGUAGUUGGCUGCACUUGGAAAUCCGUUCAUGAUUCGGUUCAUUAAUAAAUAAACAGUUGGGUGUCAUGGCGGAAUCUGCAGCGUGUCCUGCUUUCCAGCUCGGCAGAUCCCGAUACGACCAGAGUUCAUUCCUUGGUCGACUGAGACACUUUGUAGACAUCAUCGAUCCCAGUACCCUGUUUGUGUCGGAGAUACGAUUAAAAGAAUGCAUCAAGCUCCUUGAUGACUAUAAACAUGGCAUGCUUCCACCUGGAGUGUCUGAUGUUCAGUUGUGGGAGGCCCAGAAGAUCAAACAGGCCAUCAUUCAUCCUGACACAGGGGAGAAGAUCUUCAUGCCAUUUCGAAUGUCAGGUUAUGUACCAUUCGGAACACCAAUUGUCAUUGGCCUCCUUCUCCCAAAUCAGACUGUGGUGUCUACCAUUAUUUGGCAGUGGCUGAAUCAGAGUCACAAUGCCUGUGUGAACUACGCCAACCGAAACGCUACAAAGCCUACGCCAACAUCUAAGUUUCUUCAAGGCUAUGUGGGAGCUGUGACGAGUGCCGUCUCCAUUGCAGUGGGACUGAAUGUGCUGAUUCAGAAAGCCAACAAGCUGAGCCCUGCCACCAGAAUGAUAAUCCAGAGACUUGUCCCCUUCCCAGCUGUAGCGAGUGCAAACAUCUGUAACGUGGGCCUGAUGAGACACAAUGAGCUGUCUGAAGGUAUCGACGUGCUAGACAACAAUGGGAAUGUGGUGGGAUCCUCCAAAAUCGCUGCAAGACAUGCUAUCAUGGAGACCGCCUUCACACGUGUGGUCCUCCCCAUGCCGAUCUUCGUCCUGCCCCCCAUCAUCAUGUCCUACCUCGAGAGGCUGCGAUUCCUGCAGAGCAACCGCAGAUUGUUGCUGCCCAUCCACAGCUUCGUGUGCCUGGUCACCUUCGGCCUCUCGCUGCCUGUGGCCAUCAGCCUGUUCCCCCAGAUGUCUCAGAUUGAAGUAUCUCGCCUUGAGCCGGAGAUCGCCAUGGCAACAGAUUGCAAGGUGGUGACCUACAACAAGGGUUUAUGAUGGAUGGCGAGGCUGCGAUGAGAAAAGCUGCUGGGGAGAACCAGCAGCAGGGUUCCUCCUGUGGACAGGUUGGAGAACUAUCUGCUGCCUUGUUAUCGCUGUAGAUCAUCACUAACCUGGUGUUUCUAAACCUGUUUUCUACUAUAAUUAUGGAGUCAUGGAUUCUACAGAGUUUGAAAAUACCAUAGAUUAUUUUCUUUCUUCCUGAUUUUAAGAACUCUGUAUAUAAAAAUGCUGUUCUAUUUACUGUAAAAUCAUUUUUUUUAGCAUUAAUGAAUCAUUAAAUAAGUACAAUUCAAUGUUUCCACACACAUCACACUACUACUGAUGUGGUUCCGGCUACUCAAGCAUAUUUUAGGAUUUUACAUGCAGUUUAACUUGCAAUAAAUUGUAUUUUUGUCUAUUUCAGGGGUUAAUAUAAACACACAUUAUAACCUUUUGAUGUGACAAAUGUCUUAACAGAUUCCUAUUCAAACAUCUAGCUCUAAUAUUUGUUUGGAGCUGUGUUUUCGGCCUCCCUUUUUGGUCUCCACCACCUCCUGAGAGGAACAUCUCUGGAUUUUCAGCUGCUAAAUGCUCCACUGAGUUUGUCAGAGCUGUUCGGAUAAAAACAGCUGCGAGUGAAUCAAAGCAGUGAAGCUCAGAAGCUGUAAAAGAAAAAGAAAUAAACAAGAGGUUGUGGAGGUUAUAAAGCUCUGUGGAACCGAGAGGAGCUGCAGAGUCGGAUAAAUAUUUCUGUCUGAGUUCAUCACAAGGAGUGACUCUUCACAGCAAUGCGAUGAAUCCUGUGAUCCAUUUUCACACAAAUGUGUUCAUACUAUCUGUUUUUGUGCUGUCUGUGCCACAAAGAACAAUCCCACUUCCUCUUUUGUCUGGCAAUCAACUGGUUAAGGUUUUGGUGCUAAACAGGAGCUUGUUAACUAAUCAGCUGCUAAUUACUCUAUCUUUUUGUCAGCCAAUUAGCUCCUGAAUUAGUGGCUUCCAGUUAUUUUUACUGUGUAAUCCUUAAAAAUGAAGCCAUGUCUGCUUACAGCUCCUGGACAAGUAGAUGAUUUUCUGUUCUUCUGGUCUGUAGAGGUGAAAUAUUCAAAUCUGAGUCUGAAUUAAUCAGGUGAUCAUUAGUUUGAAUCAAAGGCCUGUUUCUGAGUCAACUAAUACUUGAUUUUUUUGGAUUUCCUUUAAACUGAUAACGAUACAUCAGCACUUUUAACACCUUAAAAUGGAAAAUUACUGAUGACUUUUACUGAGUGGGACACUUUAGAGCUGAAAACCCGACGUAUCGGUGCUCUCUGGUGGACAAACCGAAGAGAAAACAUGGUGCAGAUCUUUCUGAACUGCAGUUUCUUCUCAGUUAUAUACUGGUAAUCACACAGGCUUCAGGCUGGGAAAGUGCUUCAUAGAACCUGUGGGAAGCCUUUUGCAAUAAAUAUCGGUAUGUAUUAGAAGUCUGAAAUCUCCAGGCAGCACUGCUGAUAUAAACUGUUUAAUGUGAAACCUGCUGAUGACGACUGUGGAGCGAUAAAACAACUCAAAGCCACUGAGAACACAGUGCAUGCUGUACUGUACAUGUAUAUUAACUGAUAUGUUUUUUUAAACUGACUCCUGAUUACAUUCCAGAUAUUUGAACCCUAAUAAUGUGAAAUAACACCCAGAGCUCCUGAUAUUAAUGUUCCUUCUUAACUUGUGUGAAGGACAUUUUGCUCCACAACUGACUGUUGUUAAACCACUCAUGUAUUCUUAAGAUAUUCUUAAUAAAUUUGUCCUUUUGUACAAAAAAUAUAUGACAUAUAUGUAUAGCCUAUGUAUAAUAUUCAGCUGAUUCUGUUCUUAAUUCUUUGUAUGAUACCUCUACUGCUACUACGAGUUUGUUAAUGUUUGCUAGACAGUGUAAAACAUCUCUCUAUAUAUUAUUUUCCAACAUAUAAUAAAUACUCUCUCCUUGUA